This is a messenger RNA of Hyalella azteca, 1589 nucleotides long. RefSeq names its product protein PELPK1. The record is from RefSeq and is a predicted model, not a curated record. The transcript has 5 exons. Bases 104 to 781 code for a protein of 225 amino acids. NCBI's taxonomy places the organism in Eukaryota, Metazoa, Arthropoda, Malacostraca, Amphipoda, Hyalellidae.
AUUGCAGUGUCUCAAGAAGAUUCGUCGCGUUUGUACAGGUGGUUUCAUCCUCGCCACAGAUUACUGAGCAGAAAUAAAGAAGGAAAUCAGCGUCAUCUUCAAGAUGAGGACUUUCUUCCUGUUCGCGGUGUUGCCUCUGUCCCUUGCGAUCGCUCAACUGCAGCCCCGUCCGGCCAUGAGAAUUAUGCCAUAUCUGAGAGUCGAUCAGCAAACCCAGUUCCCUUCAACGCCGAAAUGGCCUGAAAUGCCGAAAUUGACGGAAAUGCCUGAUAUGCCAAAGUCACCGGAAAUGCCGAAAUUGCCGGAAACGCCGGAAAUGCCGAAAGUGCCAGAAAUGCCAAAAUUGCCGGAAAUGCCUGAUAUGCCAAAAUUGCCGGAAAUGCCUGAAAUGCCAAAAUUGCCGGAAAUGCCUGAAAUGCCAAAAUAUCCGGAAAUGCCUGAAAUGCCAAAAUUGCCGGAAAUGCCUGAAAUGCCAAAAUUGCCGGAAAUGCCUGAAACGCCGAAGUUGGCGCAUCCACUCGAAGUAUGGCCCAGAGUUAGUGAGUUCCCUUCUUUGGGAGACUUUUCAACUGAUGAAUUGCACAAUACUUAUGAGCCGUUACCAUCGCUCCCCAUUCACCCCGACAUCGGCAAAUGCCCCACAACAUGCAAGGGCUGGGAUUCCGAGGAAGGAAUUUGUCGCGCCGAGUGCCGUGCCGGCGAGCGGGAGUACGCAGCACCGAUGCAGACCUGCUUCAAUUGGCACGGCUGGUGCAAGUGCUGCGUUGCCGAACAAGCAUAAGCAUAGUGCUAGUGCUGCGUUGCUGAACAAGCAUAAGCAUAGUGCUAGUGCUGCGUUGCUGAUAUAUGCGAUAGUCAUAGAUUAAUAUCGAUCCAGUUGGGUCAACUGCUCAAUCCAAAAAUACAAGCUGCGUUAUGAGAGUAAAAUAAUUACUUAGGAAAUUCCUGCUGAAAGGAGGAAUGCUGCCUCGGUUGUUGUAAAUAAUUCUUAAGCAUAACAGCACCGUACUGUUGGUGCUGCAAGGCUGAUCACAGACAAGUAUAUUUUUAGUGCUGCAUGGCUGACGACACAAGAGACAAUUAAAUUAAAAUUUAGUCUCGGCUAAUACGAUGCACCGGCACGUUUAAACUUAGAUCACUGGCAAAAAAUUUUGACGGUAUAUAGCACCUUUAAUCAUUCAAACUAUUAUAUUAUUACAGUUUCAAUUAUUAUUCAUGUUUCAGUUAUUAUUUAUAAUAAUUAUUUUCAAUUAUGUCUUUUUUAAUGUCAAACUUUUAUGUUGAAUUGAAUAACACUCUAGAGUUUAUGAAAUGAACAUUUAAUUGCACGGUUUAAUUAAACUUAGAAAACCCUGUAUGAAGGUCAUCAAAAUGCUUGAUCUUGGAAAAAAAAUUAUUGAACCAUCAACAAAUUUAUUCGUUAAUGCAGUGCUCAUCUUAAUUAAUCUUGAAAAAUUCAUGGAAAUGUUCAGUCAGGGCAAUAAUUAUUUGAGCUUUAAUAUUGAGAUUUCAGUCUACUGGAAGUUGCGUUUCCUCACUAAUAAAAAUAAAUUAGUUUAUAUAAGAUUUUACGUUAAGCUUUUUUUCUA